This is a messenger RNA of Aspergillus steynii IBT 23096, 2457 nucleotides long. RefSeq names its product Zn(II)2Cys6 transcription factor. Bases 348 to 2081 code for a protein of 577 amino acids. Gene Ontology annotation, molecular function: DNA-binding transcription factor activity, RNA polymerase II-specific; DNA binding; zinc ion binding. The transcript has a single exon. The record is from RefSeq and is a predicted model, not a curated record. NCBI's taxonomy places the organism in Eukaryota, Fungi, Ascomycota, Eurotiomycetes, Eurotiales, Aspergillaceae. Gene Ontology annotation, biological process: DNA-templated transcription; regulation of DNA-templated transcription.
UUUCUCUGCUCUGCGGCGCAUCGACUUCUUCCUCGUCAUUGAGGAUCCUUCGCUAUUCGUCUGUCUGCUGUCAUUUCUCCUUCGACCGGGCGUUGUCUGUGCCCCCGAUCGUUUUCUUUUUUCCCUUUCCCUGCUGGCCCGUCGUGCUCCACCGGUAUCCCCGCCUCGCCCACGCCAAUCUUGAUCAAUCUACCCACUCCCUGCACAGUUUCCGACUGUCCUUUUUUAAAAUCGCUUCCCCUCCUCCUUGUUUUCCGCUCUCUUCCCGAGUUUCAGUCUAUUCCUCGAGAUAUAUGGGUGGCCUGGUCUGAAUCCGAACAACUCACCGUCUCUGAUAGUCCGUCAAGAUGAACGAGCCAUUUAACCCCCCUCAGAACGCUUCCGCAACCGCAACCGCCGUCCCUAAAGGCGCUGGACCUUCGCUCUUGGCCUGCCUCCUUUGCCGACACAAACAUCUCAAAUGUGAUGGAAAAACUCCCAUCUGUGGCCGAUGCCUGGCCACCGGCUCGGAAUGCCAAUACACCCCUUCCCGUCGUGGUUAUAAGGGCCCGUCGAAGAAACGCCGGGCCAAUCCCUCGUCCCCCGACCAGCUGGCCGCAGACCUCGCCUUCGAUCCCCAAAACGUUGGCUUGAUCAAUGUCCCUACCGACUGGAGUCUCCAGGCCAGUCUACAGUAUUUGCCGCCGCCGCCUCCCACCACUCUGCCCUCAACCUCGUCGGGAAGCGACAUCUUAACCACGAACUCCUCCGAAUCGUCGCAGCCGGUCCGAUUAGACCCUCUCACGCCCGACUCGUCAACUCCCAUUGGCAAUGAUGGCUACCUCAUCGAUAUAUAUUACACCUUCUUCCAUCCUUCGCACCCGAUCCUUCCGCCCCUGCGUCUAUUCCAGAAAUCCUACAUCCCGCCCUUCCUCCAGCAUGUGAUCAAGUUCGUUGGUUCUCAUUUCACCCAGGCCACCUCUAGUGAGCCGUAUCGACCUACCGUGAAGACGACCGUCAUGGAACAAGACGGCACCGUCGAAAAGUUACAGGCGCUAGUGAUUCUGGCUAUUGUGCUUCAUUCGCGCAAUGAGCGGGGUGAGGCCGGAGAAUGUCUCGCCAUGGCGGUUGACCUCGCCUUCGAGCUGGGGCUGCACACCGAAAGUUAUGCGGCUAGAAUGGGUGAAGGGGAUCCCGUGCGGGAGGAGAGCUUGAGACGAACUUGGUGGGAGUUGUUCAUCAUCGAGGGCAUGUUGACUGCCCUCGGCGUGCAGCAGACUUUCCGCACGAGCUUAGUGCCCCCGGAGGUGCCGCUCCCUUGCGAGGAGCGAAUCUACCAAGAUGGCUUGGUCCCGCCUCCACCCCCGACAAUCGCGCAGUUCGAUGAUCGGGUAUUUGCCGACGAGGAGCGGGACUUCUCGUCCUUCACAUACCGUCUGGAGGCCGUCCGUAUUCUCGGACGAGUGGUGGCCAUUCAAGACAUGGUCGAGGGCCAGCAGGACCACGUCGAGGCCAUCGACGCGCGCAUCACCAGUUGGUUCCACCAUCUGCCCGAAACCAAGGCCGAGCUGCUGCGGCCGGACGGCACGGUGGACGAGAUGAUGUUCCAGGCGACGAUGAUCGUCAAUGGCGCCGCCAUCUACCUGCACUUCCCGCGCUCCGACCUGCUCUCGUCGCCCGCCGUCGCCGCCGAGGUCAUCUGCGGCCACACCGGACCGUGUAGUAUCCCGGCCUUCUCGCACCACGCCCACGCCAUGAAGGCCGUCAAGGCCUCCAGCGAGAUCUCUUCGCUGGCGUCGAUCCGCAUGCCCGUCCUCAAGCACACCCCGUUCUUCAUCUGUGCCCUCGUCAUGAGCUCCAUCGUGCAGCUGGCUGCCUGCUCCGUCAAGGCCGGACAGAUGCCCGACCCCAGUCGGGACCGACUCACCCUGACGAUCGGCGUCUUCAAGACGCUCGGCCGCACCUGGGCCAUCUCGCAGGCCAUCAUGCGACAGAUCAAGGCCGUGGCUCGCGACGUCAUGGAUCUCGGAUUGCGUCCGACCAUCGACCAGAUCGACCUGACAACUGUCCUUGACAACAACGGUCGAUUCUGGAUGCCUUAGAAGCGAAAAUAACCCACCAGACAGACAGAAACAAGAACAAAAACAAAUUCAAAAAUUGCAUUUCAUCAUAUGGACUGGGAUGGGCUAAUUCCACUUUAUUUCGGUUUUUUAUAUUGCUUUUCUCAUUUUCUUUUCGAUCUAUCUACUGCAUUUACAUGCCUUAAGUGUUGAUAUGUUAUGUUAUGACAUGAUAUCCGACUCUCAUUGAUCUUGACUUGAUCUUGAUACUAACUAUCUAACACUAUAAUGAUACCCUUAUUCACCCGCAUGCUACUGUUGAGAUGUGCUACUUGAGUGGGUGAAGUCUUGCAUAUGAAAAGAAAGACGCUAGUUAGCUCUUAGUUACUUUUUUCUAUUUUAUACAUGCAUUUGAAAG